Moesziomyces antarcticus is the source of this 468-nucleotide messenger RNA. RefSeq lists its product as uncharacterized. The transcript is spliced from 3 exons. The record is from RefSeq and is a predicted model, not a curated record. The coding region runs from base 1 to 468 and encodes 155 amino acids. NCBI's taxonomy places the organism in Eukaryota, Fungi, Basidiomycota, Ustilaginomycetes, Ustilaginales, Ustilaginaceae.
AUGUCGGAAGAUCCAUCCGAAGCGCUGACUGAGGCGGACAGUUCUGCCGGUGCGGUGGUGGCGCGCGUGGUGACUCAGGGUGCAGUCGCAUAUUUCCAGCUCACCCAUAUCGCCACCGCCGACCACCCAUCACAGCAAGCUCAACUAGCUCUAUCACCUCCGAUCACAAUGUCGAACCUCAACAUGUCGUCGGGACCGCAGCAGGAAGUGGCGGGCACGCUGCCGAACAACUACUCGCUUGGAGGCGGCAACAUGAAGGCCGACCCCAAGGUACCGACCAACACGAAUCCCAACCCAGAGGCGGGUCGGGACGAUGUCAACACCGGCGGCCGCGGAGGCGAUGUUUUUCGCCAGCCUGUUCAUGCCCAUGACAUCGACAUUCCCGCAAACAAGCCGCACCUGCACGCGGGUGCCAACGAGACGCAUAAGCAGAUCCACUCGUCGCACUCUGGCCCCGGCAAGCCCUGA